This is a messenger RNA of Drosophila obscura, 1195 nucleotides long. It is a transcript of the gene Pldn, whose product is annotated as biogenesis of lysosome-related organelles complex 1 subunit 6. Gene Ontology annotation, biological process: intracellular transport. Bases 34 to 555 code for a protein of 173 amino acids. The transcript has 5 exons. Gene Ontology annotation, cellular component: BLOC-1 complex; transport vesicle; extrinsic component of membrane. The record is from RefSeq and is a predicted model, not a curated record. Lineage: Eukaryota; Metazoa; Arthropoda; Insecta; Diptera; Drosophilidae.
UUUGUUUAUCCUGGAUUUAUUAUUUUUUGAAAUAUGUUAAAAAGCAGCAACAUCAAUAGCGUCAUCAAUGAGCAGCUCGCUGCCGAUCAGACAGCCAGCGACCAAAGAAACCGCUUCAAUGCCAAUAGGAAUGCAACAUCCGACAAUUCCACCUGUUGGUCUGCCAACAAUCAGGAUGCUUUGGGUGCCAGUCUUGCCGCAGUGCAACUGUCUGCUGGUGUGCUCCAAAUAGCAGAGCCACCGCUGCACCGUGUGCGCAGUCAGCUGAGGGAACUGAUUGGCAAACAAAACAAGAUCUACAUUGACUUGUCCAAGGAAAAGUACAAGCUAGACUGCUGUGAAGUAGCAAAACUAAAUGAUAUGAUGAGCGACGUGAAGCGCUACAAGGAAAAGCUGACGCGGGUCAAGCGGGAGAUGCAGGGUAUCUACCAGCGUACCAAAGAAUUAAAGAAACGCGCCGCGAACGUGGCGGCAUGCAAGCAGCGUGAUUACCAGCGCAAGCUCGAGCGGCAGCAGCACGAAGAGUCGCUCAUUGGCAGCCAGAAGACGCAGUAGAACAACGAUCGCUUGGCAGCUUAAAAUAAUAUUUGGAUUUCCCCACAUUAACAAACUAAAUAAGUACUAAAUACACAAACAACAGUAGAACAAAAGUUGGACCAUUUGGAGAAACAAUAUUAAUAAUUAAGUGUAGGUAUGUAUAUGUUAUGCAGUGUGUAUCUACUACAAUACGAUACGUUGGAAAAUAUUAAAUUGUUGACUGUAAUUUAGGUGUAUAAAUUAAGUAAAUACUUUGGAGAUUUCGGAAAAACGAAGCCACAUGCAUGCAGAGCCAGGCCGGAGCAAGAAGGCAAUCGAAUACAUUUAGCUACAAAUAUUAAAUAAUAUAAUCAUAUGUUUAACAUUAAGAUUAAGUGUGUGAGAAGCAAUAUUUAAACAUUCACAGCGCCAAAAGCAGCGUCUUAGUAUUUAUACUUAAAUUCAUAGUAAAUUGAUCAAAACUAUGUUAAGACAUGCAUCCGCCUGCUGCACUUGUAAUUCUACAAUUAAUUAAGAAUUUUUCACACUGAAUCGAAGGGUUAUAUUAAAUGAGGGGAGUGUGUUUUUGUGAGUACGCAGCAUGCACGCAGGGAGAUUUCACAUUUGUGUAACUACUAAAUUAAAGCACGUAUACAAUACAAUCAAUCAUCAAACAGCA